Messenger RNA from Thalassophryne amazonica, 1094 nucleotides. RefSeq names its product chromosome 21 C1orf198 homolog (gene c21h1orf198). Bases 47 to 1093 code for a protein of 348 amino acids. The transcript is spliced from 6 exons. The record is from RefSeq and is a predicted model, not a curated record. Lineage: Eukaryota; Metazoa; Chordata; Actinopteri; Batrachoidiformes; Batrachoididae.
CAACUUCCUUUUUCUUCACAAUAAAAACAGCCGAAAGCAGCUGAAAAUGGCCGCCGCGACCGUAGCGGGGCCUGACAGCCACAGUAUGGAGGAGAAGAAGUUCGAGUAUUUCUCUUCUAUCAAUUCAAUGGCUAAGAAAAUAAUGCAGGAGAGGGAGAAAAUUAAAACCAAGCACGGCUUGACCUGGGAGAAAAUGACGCCGCAGGAGCAGGACAGCGCCAUCGAUAACUGCAUGAUGGAUCCUCACAUCCGAGCUCGGUACGCGAUGCACCGGGUGGACCGAGAAGAAGUGGUCUGUUACCCCAAACUGCUCUUACAAACGGGGCAGAAGGUCGUGCAUUUCGGCGACGAGGAUAUUACCUGGCAGGAUGAGCAUUCAGCUCCCUUCUCAUGGGAAACAAAGAGCCAGUUAGAGUUCAGCUUGACAUCGGGCUCUUCGGACCAGGGGAUCCCCACCUCACAGGCAGACUCAAAGGCUGUAAAGGGACUGCAUUCCAGCCAGCUUAGUAAGACUGCGUCAGGAUCCAAGGUGGCAGGUGGUGAGGGCUGGAGGCCAGAGGAGGAGUCUUCUUUCUGGAAGAUCAGUGCUGAGAGGUCCAAGCUGGAGGGAGAGAAAGCAGACUUCCAGUCCCUGACACCUAGCCAGAUUAAAUCCCUGGAGAAAGGAGAAAUAUCGCUCCCCUCCUACCGCCGACAGGAGCAUGAAGUUGCCGACUCUCAUCCUCCACCUCCUGGGAGGUCCACAAAGCAGCGUGCGCCCAAACCUCCUGCCCCCCAGCCACCUGCACCUGAAGCUGUCGCAGCCACGCCGGCAUCCAUCUCCAUUUCGCCCAGUCCAGCCCCGCCCAUUACCGGGCCCUCCAAUGAGGCGGGCUGGGAGCGAGCGCAGAGCACCCUGCCAUCUGUUAGCAACACUCUGGAUGAAAUGUUCUCCUCCAGCCUCAUGUCCAAAUCCUCCAACCUGCCUACUACCCUGGACAAAGAGAAAGUCAAAGAGGAUUCACCCACCUUUGAUGCCAGCUCCACCUUCUCCCAAUUCAACACGAGCAGCAACAUCCUGAAGACUGGGUUCGAUUUCCUGGACAACUGGUAAA